This is a messenger RNA of Aureobasidium subglaciale EXF-2481, 1496 nucleotides long. RefSeq lists its product as uncharacterized. NCBI's taxonomy places the organism in Eukaryota, Fungi, Ascomycota, Dothideomycetes, Dothideales, Saccotheciaceae. The transcript has a single exon. The record is from RefSeq and is a predicted model, not a curated record. Bases 144 to 1319 code for a protein of 391 amino acids. Gene Ontology annotation, molecular function: protein binding.
ACACUGUCAACUCAAGACAGUCCUUCACAAUCUCAGUCGCUAAAUUGAGCAGACUUCGCUUGAACCUCGCAUUGAACUCUUGUCCAAGAUCUGUCUCGGUACCGUUGAAGGCGAAUUUGUUCUAGCUUACCCAGAAAAUCAUUAUGCAGAGCGCGACACUACUCCAGGACCUGGGCCGACAUGCUGACACCUUGCGACAAAUUGUAUUCAGCUCCGACAGCCGGCUCCUAGUGAACCUGUCGUUAUGCGACGAUCCUAUCAAUAUCUGGGAUCCUAGCGACGGCCAGCUACAAAGUAGCACUGCAGGGUGUGACGAUAUAACCUGGGAUGUCACGUUCUCUGAGGACAGUCAACACAUGAUCACAGCAAAUGAUGAUGGUCUUGCAAGACUCUGGAACACUACUACUGGGGAUUUGAUACGGCAAUUUGGGGAUGAGGAGGGAGACCGCAUGUACGCAGCAGCUUUCACGCCCGAUGGCCGUUCAGUGGCCACUGGAACAGAUGUUGUGCAGAUUUGGGAUAUUGAGAGUGGUACGUUACGCCAUACUCUUAUUGGCUACGACGACCGCAGAUCGACUGGCGUUUCAAUCGAGGCGAUGGAUCAUGCCAUGAGAGAUUCACAUGAAAUUUGGAGCAUUGACUUUUCACCGGAGGCCAAAUACCUUAUCUCUGUGUCUUGUAAGACAGAUACAGUUCGCCUGUGGGAUAUUGUUGACUGGGACUUAAUGUUUACGUCGCAAGGUAACGCUUUAUGGUUCUCUCCAAACGGAACAGUGUUCGUGACUGCAGGGCAUGGCAUAGACACACAAGUUUGGGAUACAAUUACCUUUGAGCUACGCUACACUUUACAAGGGUCUGGCGGAGUGUUCUCACCAAAUAGCGAACUGAUUGCUACUACCGGACGCGAUCAUACCAUAUCACUACGGAACCUAGAGACUGGGCAAUUUGUCAAGACUCUGAAAGGCUAUGGCACAGCUCAGCCAUCGGUCAUGUUCACUCCUGACAGUGAAACGAUGAUCACCAAUUCCGGUAAAAUCAUUCAUAUCUGGAAUGUAGCGACUGGUGAGCUACAGUAUCUGCUUGAAGACCACACAGAGAAAAUUCUCGCUCUUGCCCUUUCACCCAACAGCAAUAUUCUGGCGUCUGGCUCGCGAGAUCAUACUGUAAGACUUUGGAACAUAGCCAGCGGAGUAUGCUUGCAAACGCUCGAGGGCCAUGGAGAUGAGGUCUGGGGUGUCGCUUUCUCCCCUGAUGGGACAAGAUUGGUCACUUCCAGUGACCACGGAAUAGUAAAAUUGUGGGAGAUUCAUCAGCCAUAACUCCAGUUGUUCUUCAUUCACAGCGACCAAAGACACACUCACUCUCGGAAACUUUACUCACUACCACAUACCAAUGUCCGCUCAAACUCCCGACUAUAGAUUAUUUCCGUCUCCGCAAAUGCUCCAUCACGUCUACACACCACUGCCUCCGCCGCCCCCCACCACCAAAAACGGGGC